UCGAGGGGUGCAAAAACUGCAGCCUAACCAAACGGUCCCCAAGUAGAGUUCUUUCAAAACGAUGCCGUUUUAGUAUUUGUUCGUCCUCUCACGGGGGCGGGAACAGGAAACCACCAUGCCAUCGCUAUUCAAAUGAAACCCGUUUUAGGCUUUUAGCUUCCACAAGAAGCUGAACUAACUCUCUCUCUCUCUCUCUCUCUCUCUCUCAUCCUCUGAAAUGAUUCGAAAUCAGGAGGCAUUGGUUUUAUUGCUUGAUGUCAGUCCACCAAUGCACAAUUUUCUGCCAGAAGUUGAAAAACUCUGCUUCAUGCUAUUGCAGAAGAAGCUGAUCUACAACAAAAAAGAUUUAGUUGGAAUUGUUUUAUUUGGAACUAAAGUUACUAAAAAUGAGCUGACGAAGAAAGUGGGGGGAUAUAAGUAUGUGCUGGUUUCACAGGAUAUCAAAGUUGUUGAUGGUGAUCUGGUUGAAGCUGUACGAGAACUUCCUCGAGGGACUUUUGCUGGUGAUUUUCUCGAUGCUAUUGUUGUUGGGAUGGAUAUGUUGAUAAAGAAAUUUCUAUUGACAAAAAGGGGAAAGAUAAAGAAACGUCUUUGCCUUAUUACAAGUGCACUAUGUCCUACCAAGGGUCCAUAUAAAGGAGCAAAAGAAGAUGAAAUUGGCACCAUUGCUGAACAAAUGACUGCACAUGGCAUCAGGCUGGAAUGUAUAGUUGCAAGGGGGAGGCUAAGUGGCAAUAUGAAUAUGAGAAUAAUGGAGGAGAAUGAUCUUCUAUUGAAACUAUUUUCCAAGAAGACAAUUGCAAAGACAGUGUAUGUUGAGAGUCCUACUUCAUUAUUAGGUGCCCUUAGAACUCGGAACGUAGCACCUGUUACAAUAUUCAGAGGUGAUCUUGAAUUAAGCCCCAAAAUGGAGAUCAAGGUAUGGGUUUACAAGAAAUCAGCUGAAGAGCUCCCUGUACUGAAACUAUAUUCAGAUGAAGCUCCUCCUACUGAUAAAUUUGCCACACAUGAAGUCAGGGUAAAUCUUCAGUAUAAAAGUGUUGAAGAUCCUACCAAAGUUGUACCUCUGACGCAAAGGAUUCAAGGUUAUAGUUAUGGACCUCAAGUUGUUCCAAUUUCAUCUGCUGAAUGGGAAGCUGUCAAAUUCGAACCAGAAAAGGGUGUGAAGCUUCUAGGAUUCACUGAUGCUUCAAACAUAAUGCGCCACUAUUACAAGAAGGAUGUCAACAUCUUCAUUGCUGAGCCAGGAAAUACAAAGGCUAUUCUUGCAGUUUCUGCCUUAGCAAGAGCAAUGAAGGAAAUGAACAAGGUAGCAAUUUUGCGCUGUGUUUGGAGACGAAAACAGAGAAAUGUUAUCAUAGGGAUCUUGACACCCAAUGUAUCUGAAAAAGAUAGUGUUCCUGAUUCGUUUUACUUUAAUGUACUUCCCUAUGCUGAGGAUGUUCAAGAAUUUCAGUUUCCAUCUUUCAGCAAUCUUCCUUUGUCAUGGCAGCCAAAUGAAGAACAGCAAGAAGCAGCAGAUGACUUGGUCCAGAUGCUUUAUCUUGCACCAUUUGGCAGAGAGGAAUCUCUCUUACCUGAUGUUACACCCAAUCCUGUUCUGGAGCGUUUUUAUCGUUAUCUUGAGUUGAAGUCGAAGAAGCCAUAUGCAGCUGUUCCUCCAGUUGACAAAACCCUCAAAACAAUAACGGAGCCUGAUCCAAAACUCCUUGCUCAAAACAAGUCCAUAAUUGAUGAAUUUAAAAGGCGGUUUGAACUCAAGCAGAAUCCUAAGCUGAAGAAAUCAACUAGAGACAGACAGUCUGGUGUGAAAGAGGAAGCAAAUAUUGGAGAGAGUAGUGAUGCUGGAGCCAUCAAUUCUGUUGAAAAUACAUCUGUAAUUACUAUGGUUAAGAAGAUUGGAGAUUCAACUCCUAUCCAAGAUUUUGAAGCCAUGAUGUCACACAGAGAAAGCCCAGAGUGGGUUGGUAAAGCAAUCAAGGAGAUGAAGAACAAGAUUUUUGACCUGGUGCAAAAUUCAAAUGAAAGGGAUAACCAUCUUAAAGCAUUGGAUUGUCUAGUUGCCUUUCGCAAGGGUUGCAUCCUUGAGCAAAAACCGACAGAGUUCAACAAUUUCCUCCUCCAUAUUUACAAAUUCUGCAAGUACCAUAAUCUCAACAGUUUCUGUGAAUCCCUUGCAUCAAAUGAAAUCAUGCUGAUCCCCAAGACUGAAGUAACAGACAGGUUUAUUUCCUCCUCUCAUUUGCUCCAUUUUAUUCUAAAAGUUGUUCAUUGUGUCAAUCUCAUUUCUUUCAGCAACAAUUGAUAUUUGUCUCCCUACCAUCUUCUCUAAGCAGUGAAGUUACAGAAGAUGGGGCCAGAAACUUUAUGGUGAAAAAGGAGCCAAUACUAGAGUAAACAAAAUGGAACCUCUUUAUUAUUUUUGGAUUUCUCGUAGUAACCAGCUUUGUUUCUGACUCCAUUUUGAACUGAAAGGCAGAAAACAAAAGAACAGAAAAGAAAGAAAGAGAACUCUUCUUUCAAUCUUGAAUUUGGUAUUUUGGAGGAAUUGAAAAUUCUGUUCCCUGGCAAAGUUUUGAGUUCAUUCUGCAGGGAAGUUUCUUAUCAUCCUAACCAAAGGAGUCACAUAAUAUUGAUUACUUAUAUAUCCAUUAGCUGUAUCCAAAAUCUUCUUCCUGUUAUUAUGGGGUUGAGCAGUGGAAUGAUUGAUUAUUGGUUCUCCAUAA
Vitis vinifera (wine grape) is the source of this 2726-nucleotide messenger RNA. RefSeq names its product ATP-dependent DNA helicase 2 subunit KU80. Gene Ontology annotation, biological process: cellular response to X-ray; telomere maintenance; cellular response to gamma radiation. Gene Ontology annotation, cellular component: nucleus; Ku70:Ku80 complex. The record is from RefSeq and is a predicted model, not a curated record. The transcript has 11 exons. Gene Ontology annotation, molecular function: double-stranded DNA binding; damaged DNA binding; DNA helicase activity. Lineage: Eukaryota; Viridiplantae; Streptophyta; Magnoliopsida; Vitales; Vitaceae. The coding region runs from base 218 to 2305 and encodes 695 amino acids.